CUUGAUGUAGGCGGGUAAUCGUGCUAUUGGCUGGGGCCCCCGCCCCAGGACGAGAGGAGGAGGAGGGGCAGGAGGGUUUGGUUGAGCUGCAGCUGUUUGUCUGUUCGACACAGGCUUGGGCCCGACGGGGGAGACGGAGCCCCAGGACUGUUGAAGUCUGAAGUCCCCUCCCCUUCCCCCUUCCCCCCUUUGCCGCUUUGUGGCAUCCCCCUCCCUCCACCCUUUCCCAUUCUGAUAAUCUAGCCAUGACUAGCAGAAGCACAGCCAGGCCCAAUGGGCAGCCCCAGGCCAGCAAAAUAUGCCAGUUCAAAUUGGUCCUGCUGGGUGAAUCUGCAGUGGGGAAGUCUAGCCUGGUAUUACGUUUUGUCAAAGGGCAGUUCCAUGAGUACCAAGAGAGCACUAUUGGAGCGGCCUUCCUCACCCAGUCUGUUUGUCUAGAUGACACAACAGUCAAGUUUGAAAUCUGGGACACAGCUGGGCAGGAACGAUACCAUAGCUUGGCCCCCAUGUACUACAGAGGUGCCCAAGCUGCCAUUGUGGUUUAUGACAUUACUAAUCAGGAAACCUUCGCCCGAGCAAAGACAUGGGUAAAGGAACUACAGCGACAGGCCAGUCCUAGCAUCGUUAUUGCCCUGGCGGGGAACAAAGCUGACUUGGCCAAUAAGCGCAUGGUGGAGUAUGAAGAGGCCCAGGCCUAUGCAGAUGACAACAGCUUAUUGUUUAUGGAGACUUCAGCCAAGACAGCUAUGAACGUGAACGAUCUCUUCCUGGCAAUAGCUAAGAAGUUGCCAAAGAGUGAACCCCAGAAUCUGGGGGGUGCAGCAGGCCGAAGCCGAGGCGUGGAUCUCCAUGAGCAGUCCCAGCAGAACAAGAGCCAGUGUUGUAGCAACUGAGGGGGUGGCUAGCAGCAAACAAGUAUGGAGCUAGCACGAGAGCUAAGAAAUAACCUCCACCCCCACCCCUCAGCACACAG
Molecule: messenger RNA, 973 nt
Organism: Mirounga angustirostris (Northern elephant seal)
Lineage: Eukaryota; Metazoa; Chordata; Mammalia; Carnivora; Phocidae
Gene: RAB5B
Product: RAB5B, member RAS oncogene family
Exons: 6
Coding region: 246-893 (215 amino acids)
Cellular component (GO): endosome; Golgi apparatus
Molecular function (GO): GTP binding; GTPase activity
Source: RefSeq, a predicted model, not a curated record